AUGUUAUUUCUGUGUAACUAUGAUACUAUUUUGAAUGGCUCAGAUCAAGAAACAAUAAAGAAAUUGUGGUCUGGGAACUGGAAAAUCGAAAGCACCGAAUUGUGUAACAGUCUUUUAACUUCUGGAUUAAACACUGACACGUUAGCGGAUAUAUUUACAAAACGUUCGAAAGAACAUGGCUUUACCGAAGAGAUAUUAGACGUUGCUAUUAGUGCAUUUUUAACUUAUUGCCAUUUGAAUUGGAGCACUCUUCCUGAGAAACUCGAAUUACAGCAGUAUUUUGGUACAGAAUGGCCUUUAGAUAUAGACGUGUCUGUAAGACUGCAGCGUGAUUCAGAGCCAUUAUGUCCAAACAUAUUAUAUCCCGAAUUGCUAUUUUUCGCUUUACAAAUAUUUGACAGCCUAUCCUCUGUGGAAGAAAAUGUAGUGCACCUUUGGUGGUGUUUCCGUAGUAAAGUUACACAUCAAAGAGCUCUGGAGGAAACUAGUGCAAGCCUUUUUAAUGAGCUGGAACACAUCAUGGCAAAGUUAUCUAAUGAGUCUCAGAAAUUAGAUAACCCCAGAACUAAAGUUCUACUUUUCAUAGAAAUGGCAGAAGCAUGUCUAAUAUAUGGAAGAGUGCAAAAGGUAGAAGAAUAUCUACUUAAGGCAAAAGAAGUUGCUGGACUAAAACUGGAAUUGACUGGCAUCCUAGGAAAAAGGACAAAGUUUCAACAAAAUGCCUUACCACAAUUAGCUUUGACAAGUGAGCUGGAUUCAACUGUGGACCGUGAAUCUGCGGAAAUUAGCCACGGAAACUCAGAGCUACCCCCAGAUAUAGAGUUGCAAGAUGAUGUAAGAUUAAAUAAGAUACAAUUUAUUGAUAAAAUUAGUCAGGCCGAAUUACCAAGUUUGGAGCAGACAUUAUGUUUGCUUACUGUUCAGUACAUUCAAAUGUCCCGCCCGAAGGACGAUCUUAUGGUGGAAGAGCUGCAGCCGUACAUUGAAGCGGUGCUGUCGCAGCAGAAAGGGCCAUGGUCGACCAGAGUCGCUGCUCUACUUAUACGGUGUAAGCUGGAAUCGAAUCACAAACGUACGGUUGAACGGGCCAUGUUGCAAUGCGAGACGAUUGUAAACGAUAAAACAUGCGUCGCGGCUACAAGCAGAUUGUCUUACCUAUGGGCGAGCGGUCUGCCGCCUGCUUGGACCUGGCGUCAACAGCUGGGCGACCUGUACCUCAGCAUGGGCCUGGUCAAGGCCGCCCUGGAGGAGUUCCAGCGGUUGCAAUUGUGGGAAGAGGUCAUUGUGUGCUUCACCAUGUUGCAGCUACGCCAUAAGGCGGCAGAAGUGAUUCAGCAGCAAAUAGACAUAAAACCGAGCGUCAAGUUAUACUGUUUAUUAGGAGACGCAACAGAUGACGUGUCCUGGUAUGAGAGGGCGUGGCAGUUCUCCGAAGAGAAGAGCAGCCGCGCCCAAAGGCACUGGGGCAACUUCCUUUUCGACCGCAAGAGAUACGAGGAGUGCAUCCCUCAUUACGAGAAGUCGCUCGAGAUCAACUCUAUACAGGAGAGCGUUUGGGCGCGAUUGGGUUACGCUGCCCUGUCAAUUGAGAAAUGGGAGCUAUCGGCUACGGCCUACCGCCGCUACACCUAUCUGCACCCGAACAGUUUCGAGGCCUGGAACAACCUGGCCAAGGUGUACGUGAAGCAGGGCGAUAAAAGCAGAGCGUAUAGAGCACUAAUGGAGGCCCUGCGGUUCAAUUACGACAACUGGAAGCUGUGGGAGAACAUCGUGCUGGUGAGCAUGGACACGGGGCAUUUGGAGGACGUGAUACGAGGAGUCCACCGCCUUCUGGAUCUGCGGGGGAAGUUCGACGACGUGGAGGUUCUGGCUCUAAUGGUGCGCGCCUUCGCAGAGGGCGCGCAGGUCGCUGAUGCCGAAAGUGCCGCUAGGUUACGGAAACGUGGCCUUGAACUCUUCGGCAGAAUAACUUCUAUACACCAGAAUAAACCGGAACUAUGGCAGUUGUACUCAGACCUUAGCACUACUUAUUUACUAAAAGCGCAACGACUUUUGAAAGCUUAUAAAGGUUACACACAAACUGGAAACUGGUCUAACAGCCCGGACACUUGUGUCAAAGUGAUCGAGCUCGCGCAAAACCUACUAGAGUACAGUUUGAAAGCGAGACAAGACGUAGAAGAUAACGAAAAACACCAGGCUGACCAACAGUUAUCCUCUGCUCGUUUGACCGGACAGGCGGUCAUUAGAGCGGUGGAAAAGCAGGACUGGCCGGAAACGAAAACACUUCUUGAUAAAUUAAAAAAAAUAUUUGAAAUUGUCACAGAUUAUAUGAAAACAAUAAUG
Messenger RNA from Iphiclides podalirius (scarce swallowtail), 2343 nucleotides. The record is from the annotation of a GenBank genome assembly. Lineage: Eukaryota; Metazoa; Arthropoda; Insecta; Lepidoptera; Papilionidae.